This is a messenger RNA of Cynocephalus volans (Philippine flying lemur), 705 nucleotides long. Its product is annotated as putative high mobility group protein B1-like 1. Gene Ontology annotation, molecular function: DNA binding, bending. The transcript has 2 exons. NCBI's taxonomy places the organism in Eukaryota, Metazoa, Chordata, Mammalia, Dermoptera, Cynocephalidae. The record is from RefSeq and is a predicted model, not a curated record. Gene Ontology annotation, biological process: regulation of transcription by RNA polymerase II. The coding region runs from base 1 to 705 and encodes 234 amino acids.
AUGGGCAAAGGAGAUUCUAAGAAGCCGAGAGGCAACAUGUCAUCAUAUGCAUUCUUUGUGCAAUCUUGUCAGGAGAAGCACAAGAAGCAGCACCUAGAUGCUUCAGUCAGCUUCUCAGAGUUUUCUAAGAAGUGCUCAGAGAGGUGGAAGAUAGUGUCUGCUAAAGAGAAAGGAAAAUUUGAAGACAUGGCAAAGGCAGACAAGGCCCAAUAUGAAAGAGAAAUGAAAGCCUAUAUCCCUCCUAAAGGUGAAACAAAAAAGUUCAAGGAUCACAAUGCACCCAAGAGGCCUCCUUUGGCCUUUUUCUUGUUCUGUUCUGAGUAUUGCCCAAAAACCAAAGGAGACCAUCCUGGCCUAUCCACUGGCGAUGUUGCAAAGAAACUGAGAGAGAUGUGGAACCACACUGCUGCAGAGGACAAGCAGCCUGGUGCAAAGAGGGCUGCUCAGCUGAAGGAAAGAUACGAAAAGGAUAUUGCUGCACACCGAGCUAGAGGGGAGCCUGAUGCAGUGAAAAGGGGAGGUGUCAAGGCUGAAAAAAGCAGCAAAAAGAAGGAAGAGGAGGAAGACAAAGAAGAUGAGGAGGAAGAUGAUGAUGAUGCAAUACUUGUAAAGUACUUGCCUGAAAUCUGUCGAGCUGGGGAUAGAGAUUCUGCUCUGGGCAUCCUGAGCACUGAUGUUGCCAUUCCCCCACCUCCACCCCAAUGA